Molecule: messenger RNA, 698 nt
Organism: Labrus mixtus (cuckoo wrasse)
Lineage: Eukaryota; Metazoa; Chordata; Actinopteri; Labriformes; Labridae
Gene: smim22
Product: small integral membrane protein 22
Exons: 4
Coding region: 92-319 (75 amino acids)
Biological process (GO): regulation of cell population proliferation
Source: RefSeq, a predicted model, not a curated record
ACACACACACAACACUCGGUGUUCACAGGUGCGUCUUGUCAGGAAGCACAUACCCGGAAGACUACAAGCGUCUCCGUUUACAGAAAACAAGAUGAUUGAGGAUCAGUUCCAGGAUGUGGUUUCGAGACUACAGUCCAAGGAGUUCUUCCAGUCUGACUGGGACAUUGCCUCGUUUGCAGUCUUCUUCAUCUUCAUUGGUAUGGUUCUGCUGCUGGUCAUUCUGGUCCUGAUCCGUUGUUGCUGCUGCUGCUGCUGCUGUGACAAUGACAAGCCUCGAAGACGGAAGGUUGGCAUAGAGAAUGUUGCUCUGGAACCCUGACAGAUGAACAGCACUAAUCAAACCUUGUGAAGGCUGAUAAGGCCAGAAGCAGUACCUCCUAGUUUGACUACUGUGCCAAUAAACAGAAUUUGCCAUUUUAACCAUCAGCAAGUUUUAAACUAGUAAGUAGUGAACCCAAUGAUUGGUUGAAAACAAUUUCUUUGCCAUUUAGUAAUUUGGCUACAAAGUAAUGGAAAUACAAUCGUUGAUCUUGUUGACUGUCACUCUAUAAUGUAGGUUUUAUUGCAAUGAUACCAGAGAGGCUGAAACAGCCUUGUUUUAUAACUCUGUUAUAAUUUCAGUUCCUCCUAUUUUGCUUGUUGAAAGAAUGUUUCAAUGUUUUACAUGUAAUUAAACAUAAAAACAAAUAUUUCACAUA